This is a messenger RNA of Dipodomys spectabilis (banner-tailed kangaroo rat), 3493 nucleotides long. RefSeq names its product staphylococcal nuclease and tudor domain containing 1 (gene Snd1). NCBI's taxonomy places the organism in Eukaryota, Metazoa, Chordata, Mammalia, Rodentia, Heteromyidae. Gene Ontology annotation, molecular function: RNA binding; nuclease activity. The record is from RefSeq and is a predicted model, not a curated record. Bases 232 to 2964 code for a protein of 910 amino acids. Gene Ontology annotation, biological process: regulatory ncRNA-mediated gene silencing; mRNA catabolic process. The transcript is spliced from 24 exons. Gene Ontology annotation, cellular component: cytosol; nucleus; RISC complex.
CGCUUGCGCGGCGAGUAGAACGUGUGGCGGCGGCCGAGAUCGCGUCUCCUCUUUUGCUCCCAUUCCCGCUGCUGCUCCGGUGUGUUCCCGGGGAGUGUCCAUCCCGUCCGUCGCCCGCAGCCUGGUCGCCCGCCUGUCCCUCGUCUCGGCGCCCUCUCACCGACGCCGACACUCAUCUUGACACUUCCAGCCAGGCCCUCCGCCCCGCUCGCUGCCUUUCCAGCUCCACACAUGGCCUCCUCGGCGCAGAGCGGCGGCUCCUCCGGGGGACCCGCGGUCCCCACCGUGCAGCGGGGCAUCGUCAAGAUGGUGCUCUCAGGAUGUGCCAUCAUUGUCCGAGGGCAGCCACGAGGUGGGCCUCCUCCCGAGCGGCAGAUCAACCUCAGCAACAUUCGUGCUGGAAAUCUGGCCCGGCGGGCAGCUGCCACACAACCAGAUGCAAAAGAUACCCCAGAUGAGCCCUGGGCAUUUCCUGCUCGAGAGUUCCUUCGCAAGAAGCUGAUUGGGAAGGAAGUAUGUUUCACAAUAGAAAACAAGACUCUCCAGGGGCGAGAGUAUGGUAUGAUCUACCUUGGAAAAGAUACUAAUGGGGAAAACAUUGCAGAGUCACUGGUUGCAGAGGGCUUGGCUACCCGGAGAGAAGGCAUGAGAGCCAAUAACCCGGAGCAAAACCGGCUUUCAGAAUGUGAGGAACAAGCAAAAGCAGCGAAAAAAGGGAUGUGGAGUGAGGGGAAUGGUUCCCAUACCAUCCGGGACCUCAAGUAUACCAUUGAGAACCCAAGGCACUUUGUGGACUCACACCACCAGAAGCCUGUCAAUGCGAUUAUCGAGCACGUGCGAGAUGGCAGUGUGGUCAGAGCCCUGCUCCUCCCAGAUUACCACCUCGUUACAGUCAUGCUGUCAGGGAUCAAGUGCCCAACUUUUCGUCGGGAAGCAGAUGGCAGUGAAACACCAGAACCUUUUGCCGCAGAAGCCAAAUUUUUCACUGAGUCUCGAUUGCUUCAGAGAGAUGUUCAAAUCAUUCUGGAGAGCUGCCACAACCAGAACGUUCUGGGUACCAUCCUUCAUCCAAACGGAAACAUCACUGAGCUCCUCCUGAAGGAAGGCUUCGCACGCUGUGUGGACUGGUCCAUUGCAGUUUAUACCCGGGGUGCAGAAAAGCUGAGGGCAGCCGAGAGGUUUGCCAAGGAGCGCAGGCUGAGAAUAUGGAGAGACUAUGUAGCUCCUACUGCUAAUUUGGACCAAAAAGACAAGCAGUUUGUUGCCAAGGUGAUGCAGGUUCUGAAUGCUGAUGCCAUUGUUGUGAAGCUCAACUCUGGAGACUACAAGACCAUUCAUCUGUCCAGCAUCCGACCACCAAGGCUGGAGGGGGAGAACACACAGGAUAAGAACAAGAAACUACGUCCUCUCUAUGACAUUCCCUACAUGUUUGAGGCCCGGGAAUUUCUUCGAAAGAAGCUUAUUGGGAAGAAGGUCAAUGUGACAGUGGAUUACAUUAGACCAGCCAGCCCCGCCACAGAAACAGUGCCUGCCUUUUCAGAGCGUACCUGUGCCACUGUCACCAUUGGAGGAAUAAACAUCGCUGAGGCUCUUGUCAGCAAAGGUCUAGCCACAGUGAUCAGAUACCGGCAGGAUGAUGACCAGAGAUCCUCACACUAUGAUGAACUGCUGGCUGCAGAGGCCAGAGCUAUUAAGAAUGGGAAGGGAUUGCACAGCAAGAAGGAAGUGCCCAUCCACCGUGUUGCAGACAUCUCUGGGGAUACCCAGAAAGCCAAGCAGUUCCUGCCCUUCCUUCAGCGAGCAGGUCGUUCGGAAGCUGUGGUGGAAUAUGUCUUCAGUGGUUCUCGUCUUAAACUUUAUUUGCCAAAGGAAACUUGCCUUAUCACUUUCUUGCUGGCAGGCAUUGAAUGUCCCCGAGGAGCCCGAAACCUCCCGGGUUUGGUGCAGGAAGGAGAGCCAUUCAGCGAGGAAGCCACGCUUUUCACCAAGGAGCUGGUGCUGCAGCGAGAGGUGGAGGUAGAAGUAGAGAGCAUGGAUAAGGCCGGCAACUUCAUCGGCUGGCUGCACAUGGAUGGCGCUAACCUGUCUGUCUUGCUGGUGGAGCAGGCGCUCUCCAAGGUCCAUUUCACCGCUGAACGCAGUGCCUACUACAAAUCCCUGCUGUCUGCUGAAGAGGCCGCCAAGCAGAAGAAAGAGAAGGUCUGGGCCCACUAUGAGGAGCAGCCCGUGGAGGAGGUGAUGCCUGUGCUCGAGGAGAAGGAGCGAUCAGCCAGCUACAAGCCAGUGUUUGUGACCGAGAUCACUGACGACCUGCACUUCUACGUGCAGGAUGUGGAGACUGGCACCCAGCUGGAGAAGCUGAUGGAGAACAUGCGCAGUGACAUCUCCAGCCACCCCCCUGUGGAGGGCUCCUAUGCUCCCCGCCGGGGAGAGUUCUGCAUUGCCAAAUUUGUAGACGGAGAAUGGUACCGCGCCCGAGUCGAGAAAGUUGAGUCUCCUGCUAAAGUGCACGUCUUCUACAUCGACUAUGGCAAUAGAGAGAUCCUGCCAUCUACCCGCCUGGGUACCCUGCCUCCUGCCUUCAGCACUCGCGUGCUGCCAGCUCAAGCCACAGAGUAUGCCUUCGCCUUCAUCCAGGUGCCCCAAGACGAGGACGCUCGCACAGAUGCCGUGGACAGCGUAGUCCGGGACAUCCAGAACACUCAGUGCCUGCUCAACGUGGAGCACCUGAGCGCCAGCUGCCCCCACGUCACCCUGCAGUUUGCUGAUUCCAAGGGCGAUGUGGGGCUGGGGCUGGUGAAGGAGGGGCUGGUCAUGGUGGAAGUGCGCAAGGAGAAACAGUUCCAGAAAGUGAUCACGGAAUACCUGAAUGCCCAGGAGUCAGCCAAGAGCGCCAGGCUGAACCUGUGGCGCUAUGGAGACUUCCGAGCCGAUGAUGCUGAUGAGUUUGGCUACAGCCGCUAAGAAGAACCAUCCCUGGCCCCCAGCACUGCUCACGCCAGAACCUCUUUCCCUGCUGGGGGGGAGCUUUCAGCUCCAGACCCAGUUGGAGGAAGGGGGCAUAGAUCGAGUCCAGCUUUGCUUCAGUGUAUGGAAACACUCUGUAGGGUGGCAUCGGGGCUGGGGGCAGGUCAUCAUCCUCAUCCUCUUGGAUGACGGCACUGCCAUCCACAAGCUCUCCCAGAUGAUUUUGUAUUUUUACUUGGGGGAUUGUGGGGUUUUGUUUUGUUUUGUUUUUUUAAUUGUCCUCAAAUCAGGAAAAACCAUGAGAGACUGUCCUAGUGAAGAGAGUGAUCCUGACACCCAAGGCCAGCUGCCUGGUGGCACCACCUCUUACCCUAGACUGCCCUUCUUCCCCAGCUCUGUCCAGUUGUUGAUUAUGUGAUUUCUCUGACAGUCCAUUCUCAGAUGCCAGCGUGUCCACAUCUGCCCUCCAGCCUAUUCUGUAUUUAAAGCUUUUGAGGCCCAAAUAAAGUAGUACCUGCUGUCUGCA